GAUUCCUGCCCAUUUACAUAUAACUCUCUUCCCCAUGAUGUAACCCACCCCACCCGUCUAGCAUAUAGAUCCGUUGAUAUAUACGUUCAUAAAGUGUCGAUGGGAUUUCGAUUAUAGAAUGUGGUUGAAAAGAAAUUGGAAUUGAGCUCUGACUUGAAAUCUCUGGAUUUCUUUUUCCAUUUUUUCUAAAAUGGCAGUUAACUCAAACGAAGAGUGCCAGAAGGAUCACGUUGUGGGGUUACCUGAUGAAGGAACUGCCAACCCCGAGUCCAAGCCACAAUUGAAUGUUGUCAGCCAUAUGGAAAAUCUUAAUACAACGAAAAGUGAGAUGCAUUUUAAUGCUGAAUCAGAUUUGCAAAAUGACUCAAACCUAAAGACGGGUGAAGCAAAUAAUUAUGUACCAUGCAUUUUGGAUGUUGAUAUUGAGAAAGGAAACCCGCACAACCCUAAAUCCAAUGACGAAUCUGUUGUGAAUUUGAAGACUGAUGAUUCCUUAGUAAGGGCAUUGCAGAGAGAGAUUAGCUUACAGCUAGGAGGAAAAUUCAUGCAGCUCUUGAUGAACCAUGCGUCUGAUUUACCCAAGUUCGCUUCAAGAGAUAAAUAUCUGAUCGAUAGAAUCUAUGAUACGCAUACUAACAGAUCAAGGAAAUACAAGCGAUCUGCCUCCUUCAAUUCCAGAAGAGUCGUUCUCCUAUUCUCGGUCUUGUCUAGUAUGGGAACUAUAAUCCUAAUAUAUCUGACACUGAGAGUGAGGCAGAUUGGCGACGGCUCUGGUAAUCUUUAGCGCAGUUUGUUGUGCCGAGUGUUACGAUCUUUUGUGAAAGAAUCCCGUUUGGUACUAUUUGGCUUCUCUUCCUCUUUUGCUUCUGUUUAUCUGGUGUAUAUAUUUCAUCAAUGUACAUAAAUUGAGAAUCUGGAAGUACAUACAUUGACUGUUUCAAUUGAUUUUUGUAUACAAAUUUCCAGUUUCAUUCUUGUCA
This is a messenger RNA of Olea europaea var. sylvestris, 980 nucleotides long. RefSeq lists its product as uncharacterized. The record is from RefSeq and is a predicted model, not a curated record. NCBI's taxonomy places the organism in Eukaryota, Viridiplantae, Streptophyta, Magnoliopsida, Lamiales, Oleaceae. The coding region runs from base 191 to 784 and encodes 197 amino acids. The transcript has 5 exons.